GCGUCUACAAAUAGAGGGUCUUUGGAAGAGAGACACUGUCAUUCACCACAUUAACUUGGAAUUCUACGAGGUCUCCUCUGCUUAGAGUGUGUGCUCUUUAUUCCAAAGCAUCUUUCCUAUCCCACUCUCAUCACAUCUUGAGAAAUGGGCACAGAGACCUUCCUAUUCACCUCUGAAUCCGUCAACGAGGGUCACCCUGACAAGUUGUGCGACCAAGUCUCCGAUGCAGUGCUUGAUGCCUGCCUUGAACAGGAUCCUGACAGCAAGGUUGCCUGUGAGACAUGCACAAAGACAAACAUGGUCAUGAUCUUUGGAGAGAUUACAACCAAGGCCAACAUAGACUAUGAGAAGAUUGUUCGUGACACAUGCCGCAACAUAGGGUUUGUCUCUGAUGAUGUGGGUCUUGAUGCUGACAAAUGCAAGGUCUUGGUCAACAUUGAGCAGCAAAGUCCUGAUAUUGCCCAAGGUGUGCACGGCCACUUCACCAAGCGUCCAGAAGAGGUUGGUGCUGGUGACCAGGGUCACAUGUUUGGGUAUGCCACUGAUGAAACCCCUGAAUACAUGCCAUUGAGCCAUGUCCUUGCAACCAAACUAGGAGCUCGCCUCACUGAGGUUAGGAAGAAUGGUACCUGUGCUUGGUUGAGACCGGAUGGUAAGACACAAGUAACAGUAGAGUACUUCGAUGACAAUGGUGCAAGGGUUCCAGUUCGUGUCCACACUGUCCUCAUUUCCACUCAGCAUGAUGAGACUGUCACUAAUGAACAAAUUGCUGCUGAUCUUAAGGAGCAUGUUAUCAAGCCUGUGAUUCCUGAGAAGUACUUAGAUGACAAGACAAUUUUCCACCUUAACCCAUCUGGUAGAUUUGUCAUUGGUGGUCCUCAUGGUGAUGCUGGUCUCACAGGAAGAAAGAUUAUAAUUGAUACUUAUGGAGGGUGGGGUGCUCAUGGAGGUGGUGCUUUCUCAGGAAAGGACCCUACCAAGGUUGAUAGAAGUGGUGCCUACGUUGCAAGACAAGCAGCGAAGAGUAUUGUAGCAAAUGGGCUUGCUCGGAGGUGUCUUGUUCAAGUUUCUUAUGCCAUUGGUGUUCCUGAGCCUUUGUCAGUUUUUAUUAACUCUUAUGGAACUGGAAAGAUUCCUGACAAGGAGAUUCUUAAGCUUGUGAAGGAAAAUUUUGACUUUAGACCUGGAAUGAUCACGAUUAACUUGGACCUUAAGAGGGGUGGCAACAGGUUCCUUAAGACAGCUGCCUAUGGACACUUUGGAAGGGAUGAGCCAGACUUCACCUGGGAAGUUGUCAAGCCACUCAAGUGGGAGAAGCCUCAGCCUCAGGCUUAAGGUCUUUUCUUAUAAGUGGGACUGUGGGAGGAAAUUUUAAUCAUGCAGAAAUUGGACUGAAAUUUGCUGUGCCCCUUGUUUGGAAUGGUUUGUUUGAGGGGGUAAUUUUUUACCUAUUAAAAAAAUAAAGUGUGUUCUUUUGGUACACAAUUAACCAUUUAUGUUGACAAAUUAUUAUUUUUUGUUUACAUUUACACUUAUUUAAAUUAUAUAUACAGACUAAAAAUCUGCUUGUCCGGCAAUAAAAGGAAUACGACUACUUCAUCAAACAAAGAUGCUUCUAC
Abrus precatorius (Indian licorice) is the source of this 1619-nucleotide messenger RNA. Its product is annotated as S-adenosylmethionine synthase 1-like. Gene Ontology annotation, biological process: S-adenosylmethionine biosynthetic process. The record is from RefSeq and is a predicted model, not a curated record. The coding region runs from base 145 to 1335 and encodes 396 amino acids. NCBI's taxonomy places the organism in Eukaryota, Viridiplantae, Streptophyta, Magnoliopsida, Fabales, Fabaceae. Gene Ontology annotation, molecular function: methionine adenosyltransferase activity; ATP binding. The transcript is spliced from 2 exons. Gene Ontology annotation, cellular component: cytosol.